AUGUCUCAAAUGGAUACAUCCGUUGGCAUUGAUUGUCUUAUUAAACCUACAACUGAUAUGGUAGAAAUGACUUUGAUCACAAGUAAUACUCGUCGACGACAUAUUGAAUAUUUACCUUAUCCAGAUGAAAAUUUUAUUGAAGAACCUCUACAAUCCUAUCCACAUGAAAAACGUUCAUUGGAAGAAAUCUAUUUGAAACGUAAUAAAACAUUUGUUGAUGGGGUACCAGUGGAAGUUGUUGACAUAACUGGAGUUAGAGAUUAUAAUCCUGUUACAGAGUUUCUUUAUCCUUAUCUAUAUACAAUAACAGUUCGUCAUGGUUCUGCAUUUGAAUGGACCAUACAUAAACGUUAUAAACAUUUUCAUGAUCUUCAUAAAGCUCUUGUUCAUUAUGUUGAAGAUAUAACGAAACGAUCAUUAAGUAGUUUAAACAAAAGUGAUUUAUCAGGAAAAAAAUCGAAUAAUGAUCAAAGUUCUUCAUUAAGUAAAAAACAUGAAGAUCAACCAUGUUUUCCAACUCGUAAUGAUCGAAUUUCAUUUAUAAAUCAAUUUACAAUUGGAGAACGAUGUAAAACAUUACAAAAUUAUUUAAAUAAAGUAUUAAAACAUCCAAAAUUUCGUGAACAUAUCGCUAUGAAAGAAUUUCUUGAAGUAAGUCCAUUAUCAUUUGUACAAGGUUUGGGUAUGAGUAUAAAAGAAGGUGCUAUUGCAAAACGUUCAAAAGAUGAUUUUCGUGGUCGUUCAGUAUUUCUUCGAGCUCCAUUUAUAUGUGAUAAAUUUAAAUUUCAUCAUGGACAAAAAUGGUUUGUUCUUAAAGAUUCAUAUCUUGUUUAUAUGAAUCCUGAUUCAGCUUUAAUUGGAUUUCCAAUGCUUAUUGAUAAAGGUUUUUCUAUUGAACAAGGUUAUAGAAAAACUGCAACUAAUAAUGGUAUUAGAAUUAAAAAUUUACAACGUGCAAUGCUUAUUAAAUUUGAAACAGAUGAUGAACGAGAUAUUUGGUUUGAUUGUUUAAUGAAUAUUAAAAAUAAAUCUCCUCUUAUUGAACAACAUUCAUUUAAUUCAUAUGCACCAAAAAGACAACGACAAUAUGCUCAUUGGUUUGUAAAUGGUCAAUCAUAUAUGGAAGCCGUAGGUAAAGCUAUAUUAGCAGCACGAGAAGAAAUAUUCAUAACUGAUUGGUGGCUUUCACCUGAAGUUAUGCUUAUUCGUCCUUGUGAUGAUGAUUCAAUGCGACUUGAUAAUCUACUUGGUAAACGAGCUGAAGAAGGAAUUCGCGUUUAUAUAAUGAUAUUUAAAGAUAUUGUAUCAGUUGUUGGUUUAAAUAGUUGGCAUACAAAAUUAAAAUUAACGGCUAAAAGUCCAACAAAAAAAAAUAUAAAAGUAAUUCGACAUCCUGAUCAUAGUGUUGUACCAGGAACUGAAUCAUCAUUUCUUUUUUCUCAUCAUGAAAAAACUGUUGUUAUUGAUCAACGUAUUGCUUUUAUUGGAGGAAUUGAUCUUUGUUGGGGAAGAUGGGAUACAGAUGAACAUAGAUUAAUCGAUUUGGGUGAUGAAAAUGUAGUGGAACUGAAGCUUACAAAUGAAAAAACUGAUCAACCUGCAGAAGAAGCUGCUGUUGCUACUACAGAAAAAAUGGCAGAAAAUUCUCUUGCUGAAAACACUACUUCUUCAAGCAAAAUUACAAAAGAAUUAUUUAAUCAACCAAAAUCUGAUCAAGAAGAAAAAAAACCAUUAUUAAAAUCAAAUCAAAAUCAAAAUCUUAAUGAUGAAAAAAUUAAUAAGAAUAAUACUAAUAUUACAAAACCAACAGUAACCAAUUUUCGAACUGCAUUAAAUAGAACUGAAAUAAAACUUUUAGCUGAAGAAGAAGAUGCUGAACAACGACCUCAUAAAUAUCAAAAACAAUGGAAAAAAAUAAUUAAAAAAGUUCAAAAAAAAGAAACUGAAGAUUCAUCAGAUGAAGAUGAAGAAAUUCCACAAGAACCAAUUGAUGAAAAACCUAAAACAAUCAUUGGUGUAACACCAGUUCUUGAUAAAAAAUGUCGAUUUUUUAUGGGCAAAGAUUAUUCAAAUUCUUAUGAAAAAGAUUUUGAAUUUAUUGAAAAAUUUGAUGAAGAUUAUAUUGAUCGUAAAACUUCUCCACGAAUGCCAUGGCAUGAUGAAGCUUUAGUUGUUACUGGAGAAGCAGCAAGAGAUUGUGCCAGACAUUUUAUUCAACGAUGGAAUAUUCAUAAAGCAGGUAAAUUUCGUUUUAAUGAAUCGUAUCCAUACAUUCUUCCAAAGAGUUAUGAUGAUGAUCAAUUAUUUGAUUCAUCAAUACUUUUUGAUAUUCUUGGAGAAAAACAAAUACCAAUGCGUGUUGAUGCUCAAUGUGUUCGUUCUGUUACAUUUUGGUCAUGUGGAACACGUACUGUAGAACAUUCAAUACAAAAUGCUUAUAUUCAUAUGAUUGAAAGUGCUCAACAUUUUAUUUAUAUUGAAAAUCAAUUUUUUGUUUCCAUUGCUAAUGAUGCAACAAUUAAAAAUUUAAUUGGUGAUUCACUUUAUCGUCGAAUAAUUCGUGCUGCUACUAAUAAAGAAAAAUUUCGAGUUUAUGUUGUUAUACCAUUAUUACCUGGAUUUUCAAAUGUUAAUGCUGUUCAAGCUGUUCUUUAUUUUAUAAUGAGAUCAAUUAAUAAAGGAGAAACAUCACUUUUUCAAAGAUUAAUACGAGAUGGUGUAUCUAAUCCUGAAGAAUAUAUAUCAUUUUAUGGAAUGCGUAAUUGGGAUAUAUUAAUGGGUCAAUUAGUAACAGAAAUAAUUUAUGUUCAUUCAAAAUUAAUGAUUGUUGAUGAUCGAAUAUGUAUUUGUGGAUCAGCAAAUAUAAACGAUCGUUCUCUUCAAGGUUCUCGAGAUUCAGAAUUUUGUUUAGUUGUUAAUGAUAUUGAUAUGAUUGAUUCACAAUUAAAUGGUCAACAACAAAAAGUUGGAAUUUUUUCUUCAACAUGGAGAAAGAAAUUAUUCAGACAAUUAUUGGGUAUUAAAAAUGAAGAAGAAAUGAGUGUUGAUGAUCCAUGUUCAGAUGAAUUUUAUCAAUAUUUUCGUCAAACAGCAAAAAAAAAUGCACAAAUUUAUGAAGAAGUUUUUAAUACAUUACCUACUAAUCGUGUUAAAACUUUUACUGAAGUUGAAAAUUAUGUUCAACCACCUAAAUUAAGAGAUACAGAUCCAUUAACUGCACAUGAAAAAUGUAAACAAAUAAAAGGUUUUGUUGUUGAAUUUCCAUUAGAAUUUUUAGCUGAUGAUUUUCUAAUGCCUAAUUGGACAACAUCAGAAGGUAUUGCUCCUAUUCUCUUAUGGACAUAA
This is a messenger RNA of Rotaria sp. Silwood1, 3345 nucleotides long. NCBI's taxonomy places the organism in Eukaryota, Metazoa, Rotifera, Eurotatoria, Philodinida, Philodinidae. The record is from the annotation of a GenBank genome assembly.